AUGGAGGAAGAGGGCAACAACAUCAUGGAGGAAGAGGGGGCGACAGUGAUCCUAGGUUGUGCGUGGUGGCACUGCUCUGCACAGUGGCGCCAGAGCCGGGAGGCCGGCCGGGAGGAGGAAGGUGGUAGUGCGGGGUGGCGUGCGCAGCUCUCACGCCGGCGGUGGGAAAGGAGGAAGGCCACGACAACAGAGAAAGAAGAUUCCACUUGGGCACAUCGCUGCUAUUCUGUUGGGGCGUCAGUACGGUGCGGCUGGAUGUCGCGAUCGUGCUUGCAGUCCGGUGGCACAAGGCUCGUGGUCGGAUGUGCAAUGCAGUGCAGUGCUAUUCACCCUUCCGCAAUGCAGUUCGCCGGCAGAUGUGUUGACCCAUCGAAGAUCAACUGCACCCCCUCCCCCGACGGUGCCAUGCAGUCCAGUACGUGGGUGCACGCAGCACGCCCCACCGGUGCCGUGCAGUCCAAAGUGUGGGUGCAAGCAGCACACCACCCAUUCCCAAGCCCAUCUCUCUCCCUCCCCGCACACGCGCCAAGUGCUCUCUAUUUCUCACAAGUCGCUACAAUGGCGGACCAGAAGCUCGCCAAGCUGCGCGAGGCCGUCGCCUGA
Messenger RNA from Triticum turgidum subsp. durum (durum wheat), 603 nucleotides. The record is from the annotation of a GenBank genome assembly. NCBI's taxonomy places the organism in Eukaryota, Viridiplantae, Streptophyta, Magnoliopsida, Poales, Poaceae.